AUGUAUGAGUCAGUACUUUUUGAAAGCCCGAAUCCUCCCAACUAUGGCAUUAAAAAUGAGCAAAGGAAGGGAUCCCGUCUUCGCCAGGAGGACUUUCCACCGCGGAUUGUUGAGCAUCCUUCAGAUGUGAUAGUCUCUAAGGGAGAGCCAACAACUCUGAACUGUAAGGCCGAGGGAAGGCCAACUCCCACUAUUGAAUGGUACAAGGAUGGAGAGCGAGUGGAGACUGACAAAGAUGACCCCCGCUCCCACCGUAUGCUGCUGCCCAGCGGAUCUUUAUUUUUCUUACGCAUUGUACAUGGACGCAGGAGCAAACCUGAUGAAGGAAGUUAUGUUUGUGUUGCGAGGAACUAUCUUGGUGAAGCUGUGAGUCGCAAUGCAUCUCUGGAAGUAGCAUUGCUACGGGAUGACUUUCGCCAAAACCCUACCGAUGUUGUUGUGGCAGCUGGAGAACCUGCUAUUCUGGAGUGCCAGCCUCCUCGAGGACAUCCUGAGCCCACAAUCUACUGGAAGAAAGAUAAAAUCCGCAUUGACGACAGGGAAGAGAGAAUCAGUAUACGAGGUGGGAAACUAAUGAUCUCAAACACGAGGAAAAGUGAUGCCGGCAUGUACACUUGUGUCGGUACCAACAUGGUGGGCGAACGAGACAGCGAUCCAGCAGAGCUGACUGUCUUUGAACGACCCACGUUUCUCAGGAGACCAAUUAACCAAGUGGUUCUGGAGGAAGAGGCAGUAGAAUUCCGAUGUCAGGUCCAGGGGGAUCCUCAGCCAACAGUCCGUUGGAAGAAAGAUGAUGUGGAUUUGCCAAGAGGAAGAUAUGACAUCAAAGAUGAUUACACCUUACGCAUUAAAAAGGCCACGAGCACAGACGAGGGAACCUACACAUGCAUUGCUGAGAAUCGAGUUGGAAAAGUGGAAGCCUCUGCUACCCUCACAGUUCGAGCUCGCCCUGUUGCUCCCCCGCAGUUUGUGAUAAGGCCACGAGACCAGAUUGUAGCCCAGGGUCGAACAGUGACCUUUCCCUGUGAAACUAAAGGAAAUCCCCAGCCUGCUGUUUUUUGGCAAAAGGAAGGCAGCCAGAAUCUACUCUUUCCAAACCAGCCUCUCCAACCCAACAGUAGGUAUUCAGUAUCACCAACAGGCGACCUCACUAUUACCAACAUUCAACGAUCUGAUGCAGGCUACUACAUCUGUCAGGCGCUGACGGUUGCUGGGAGCAUUUUAGCAAAAGCUCAACUGGAAGUUACUGAUGUUUUGACAGAUAGGCCUCCACCCAUCAUUCUCCAAGGUCCAGCCAAUCAGACGUUGGCAGUAGAUGGGACAGCUUUGUUGAAGUGUAAGGCCACUGGCGACCCACUUCCUGUUAUUAGUUGGUUAAAGGAAGGAUUCACGUUCCUGGGCAGAGAUCCUAGAACAUCAAUACAGGAGCAGGGGACCUUGCAGAUUAAAAGUCUACGGAUAUCUGACACUGGCACUUACACAUGUGUGGCCACAAGUUCAAGUGGGGAGACAUCUUGGAGCGCUGUGCUAGAGGUGACAGAGUCUGGUGGAGCAACAAUCAGUAAAAAUUAUGAUUUGAAUGACCUUCCUGGGCCACCAUCCAAACCCCAGGUCACUGAUGUUACUAAGAACAGUGUCACCUUGUCCUGGCAGCCAGGCACCCCUGGAAGCUUACCAGCUAGUGCAUAUAUCAUUGAGGCUUUUAGCCAAUCUGUGAGCAAUAGCUGGCAAACAGUUGCUAAUCAUGUAAAGACAACACUCUACACUUUAAGAGGAUUGCGACCCAAUACAAUCUACCUGUUUAUGGUGAGAGCAAUCAACUCACAAGGUCUGAGUGACCCCAGCCCUAUGUCAGAUCCUGUCCGCACACAAGAUAUCAGCCCACCAGCACAAGGAGUGGAUCACAGGCAAGUCCAGAAAGAGCUAGGAGACGUCAUUGUACGGCUACAUAAUCCUGUUGUGCUGACACCCACUACAGUUCAAGUCACCUGGACAGUUGACCGCCAAUCCCAGUUUAUUCAGGGCUAUCGAGUAAUGUAUCGCCAAACAUCAGGCCUGUCUUCUCCAAUGGCAUGGCAGAAUUUGGAUGUGAAAGUCCCCACUGAGCGCAGUGCUGUCCUAGUCAACUUGAAAAAAGGGGUUUCUUAUGAAAUUAAAGUUCGACCCUAUUUCAAUGAAUUCCAAGGAAUGGAUAGUGAAUCAAAGUCUGCCCGUACUACUGAAGAAGCUCCAAGUGCCCCUCCGCAGUCUGUUACUGUUCUAACAGUUGGAAACCAUAACAGCACAAGCAUCAGCAUUUCCUGGGACCCUCCCCCACCAGAUCACCAAAAUGGAAUCAUCCAGGAGUAUAAGAUCUGGUGCCUAGGUAAUGAGACUCGAUUUCACAUCAACAAAACAGUAGAUGCAGCCAUUCGCUCUGUAGUGAUAGGUGGCCUAUACCCUGGUAUUCAAUAUCGAGUGGAAGUUGCAGCAAGUACCAGUGCAGGUGUUGGAGUAAAAAGUGAACCACAAUCCAUAAUAAUUGGAGGUCGUAACGAAGUUGUCAUCACUGAAAAUAACAACAGCAUAACUGAGCAAAUCACUGAUGUUGUCAAGCAGCCUGCCUUUAUUGCUGGCAUUGGUGGGGCAUGCUGGGUAAUUCUGAUGGGUUUCAGCAUCUGGCUGUAUUGGCGAAGAAAGAAGAGGAAGGGGCUGAGCAAUUAUGCUGUUCAGUCCUUCACCUUCACCCCUGCAGUCACUUUUCAAAGAGGAGAUGGAGGACUAAUGAGCAAUGGAAGUCGACCAGGUCUGUUGAAUGCAAGUGACCCCAGUUAUCCUUGGCUUGCAGACUCUUGGCCUGCCACCAGUCUGCCAGUAAACAACAGCACUAGUGGACCCAACGAUCUUGGGAAUUUUGGUCGUGGAGAUGUGCUGCCACCAGUGCCAGGCCAAGGGGAUAAAACUGCCACUAUGCUUUCUGAUGGAGCCAUUUACAGCAGCAUUGACUUCACCACCAAAACUAGUUACAACAGUUCCAGCCAAAUCACACAAGCUACACCAUAUGCCACCACGCAGAUUCUGCAUUCCAACAGCAUCCAUGAGUUGGCAGUCGACUUACCUGAUCCUCAGUGGAAAAGCUCAAUUCAGCAAAAAACUGACCUCAUGGGAUUCGGUUACUCUCUGCCAGACCAAAGCAAAGGCAACAACGCCUUACUUUACAUCCCUGACUACCGAUUGGCUGAGGGAUUGUCUAAUAGAAUGCCACACAACCAGUCACAGGAUUUCAGCACCACCAGCUCUCACAACAGCUCAGAAAGAAGUGGCAGCCUCUCAGGUGGGAAAGGAGGAAAAAAGAAGAAAAACAAAAAUACUUCCAAGCCCCAGAAAAAUAAUGGGUCUAACUGGGCCAAUGUUCCUCUACCACCUCCUCCAGUGCAGCCGCUCCCAGGCACAGAGCUAGAGCACUAUGGAGAGGACCAGCAAGAAGCAGGAUAUGACAGUGAUGGUUGGUGUCCUCCUUUACCGGUUCAGACGUACUUACACCAGGGCCUGGAGGAUGAGCUUGAAGAAGAUGAUGACAGAGUGCCUACACCACCUGUCCGAGGGGUGGCCUCCUCACCAGCAAUCUCCUUUGGGCAACAGUCCACUGCAACUCUCACACCUUCUCCACGAGAGGAAAUGCAGCCAAUGCUUCAAGCCCACCUUGAUGAAUUAACCAGGGCCUACCAGUUUGACAUAGCAAAGCAAACAUGGCACAUCCAAAGCAAUACUCAACCUCCUCUGGCUCCAAUUCCACCACUUGGAUAUGUAGCUGGAACCCUUAUUUCAGAUUUGGAAACAGACAUUCCAGAUGAUGAUGAGGAUGAUAUUGAAGAAGAAGCUAUAGAAAUCACUAGGCCACUAAGAGGUCUAGAGCAUACUCCAGGAUCCAGUAUGGACAACCUAGACAGCUCUGUGACAGGUUCAAUGGUAAAUGGAUGGGGUUCUGCGUCUGAUGAGGACCGUAACUUUUCUAGUCAUAGAUCUAGUGUAGGUAGCUCCUCAGAUGACUCGAUCUUUACCAGCGGCAGUUUUGCACAAGCACUGGUUGCAGCAGCAGAUAAAGCUGGGUUUAGGCUGGAUGGAACCAGCCUGACAAGAACAGGCAAAGCAUACCCUUCCUCUCAGCGACCUCGGCCAAGCAGCCCAUUUUCAACUGACAGUAACACCAGUGCAGCCCUGAAUCAGAGUCAGAGGCCUAGGCCUACUAAAAAACACAAGGGGGGUAGAUUGGACCAACCCCCAUUGCCUCAUCGCAGGGAGGGAAUGACAGACGAUCUUCCACCACCACCAGAUCCGCCCCCUGGUCAGGGUUUAAGGCAGCAAAUAGGCCCUGGCCAGCGCGGAGGCUCGGCAGAGAGAAAAGGAAGCUCUCUUGAGAGGCAGCAUACUUCCAACAUAGAUGAAACAAAGAGCUCAUUGGAUCGUCAAGCUAGAACAUCAUUAGAAUGGCAGCGACAAACCCAGGAAUGGAUAAGCUCCACAGAACGUCAAGAAGAUUUCAGGAAAGCCCAACAUAAACAAGCAUUUGGAUCAGAAGAGGCGCUGGUGCCAUAUAGUAAGCCCAGUUUCCCAUCCCCAGGUGGUCACAGCUCUUCAGGAACAGCUUCUUCUAAAGGAUCGACUGGACCCAGAAAAGGCGAAGCCUUGCGAGGAGGUCACCAACGCAAUGCUAGUGACCUUCUUGAUGUAGGAUAUAUGGGAUCAAAUAAUCCAGGACAGUUUACUGGUGAAUUAUUUGUUCAUUACUUUGGUACACUGACAGAGUCUGAUGAAAAAUCCCGACCCAAUAACUCUUCAUCCAUUUUAGAGGAUUCCUUAUCUCCUAGAAAGGUCUAG
Emys orbicularis (European pond turtle) is the source of this 4857-nucleotide messenger RNA. RefSeq names its product roundabout guidance receptor 2 (gene ROBO2). Bases 1 to 4857 code for a protein of 1618 amino acids. Gene Ontology annotation, biological process: cell-cell adhesion. The record is from RefSeq and is a predicted model, not a curated record. Gene Ontology annotation, molecular function: protein binding. Lineage: Eukaryota; Metazoa; Chordata; Testudines; Emydidae. The transcript has 31 exons.